AUGGACUCCCCCCAAGAGCACCCCCACACUCCGCCCCGCACGAUGAAAGCCUGGCUCUACUCGCGCACCACCAACAACCUCGAAAACAACCUACACCUAGACCCCGCCGCGCGCAUGCCGGGCGCCCUCCGCGACGACCAGAUCCUCGUGCGCGUAAUCUCCGCGUCGCUCAACCCCGCCGACUACAAAGUGCCCGAGCUGACGUCGCUCACGCGCGUCGUGAUCCCGACCCCCGCCACGCCGGGCAUGGACUUCUGCGGGCAGGUCGUCGUCGCCGCGUCGGCGGUCAAGGAGCUGCGGCGCGGACAGCUGGUCUACGGGAGCAUCGGGGCGCCGGCGCAGUUCGGCGCGCUGGGUGAGUACCUCGUGUGCAGCGCGCGCAGCGCGGCGCCGCUGCCGGAGGGGCUGGCGCCGGACGACGCGGCGGCCGUCGGCGUCGCGGGCCAGACGGCGUACCAGUCGGUCAAGCCGUAUGUUUCUGCUGGGGAUCGGGUGUUUAUCAACGGCGGGUCGGGCGGGUGCGGGGUGUUUGCGAUUCAGAUUGCGAAGCUGCUGGGCUGUCAUGUAACGACGACGUGCUCGGCACGGAAUGUGGAGCUUUGUAAGGAGCUGGGAGCUGAUGAGGUGAUUGAUUACGAGGCGCAGGAUGUGUUGGGCGUGCUGAAGGGCAAGGGGCAGGUGUUUAGUUUGGUGGUGGACCAUGUCGGCGCGCCGGACGCGCUGUACCGUGAGUGCGAUGCGUUUCUGCUCCCCGGGAAGGCGUUUGUUCAGGUUGGCUCGACGUCGCUGCUGAGUUCAUCGAUUUUGUCGUUUGCGGAUCGUCUGAAUAGGAGGGAGGACCUGGUGCAGAUCGGGGAGUGGAUCCAGCAGGGGAAGAUCAAGGUUGUGAUUGAUAGCACCUUUGCGUUCGAGGACGCGGUUCAGGCGUUCGAAAAGCUGCGGUCUCACAGGGCCAGGGGGAAGAUCAUCAUCCAUGUGUCUGAUAAGGGUGGACAGGAGUGA
Molecule: messenger RNA, 1002 nt
Organism: Aspergillus terreus NIH2624
Lineage: Eukaryota; Fungi; Ascomycota; Eurotiomycetes; Eurotiales; Aspergillaceae
Product: NAD(P)-dependent alcohol dehydrogenase
Exons: 2
Coding region: 1-1002 (333 amino acids)
Cellular component (GO): mitochondrion
Molecular function (GO): oxidoreductase activity
Source: RefSeq, a predicted model, not a curated record